Drosophila sechellia is the source of this 1916-nucleotide messenger RNA. It is a transcript of the gene mtg, whose product is annotated as mind the gap. Gene Ontology annotation, molecular function: chitin binding. Bases 41 to 1711 code for a protein of 556 amino acids. Gene Ontology annotation, cellular component: extracellular region. NCBI's taxonomy places the organism in Eukaryota, Metazoa, Arthropoda, Insecta, Diptera, Drosophilidae. The record is from RefSeq and is a predicted model, not a curated record. The transcript is spliced from 7 exons.
AAUUUUCAAGCAAAAUUCGACAGAGAAAAAAGUGGCAAAAAUGAACUUUUUUGUGAUUGGCUUUCUGAUCAUGCAGGCGGCAAGAUUGGCUUGCGGGACGUGUGUUUUAUCGUCCGAUUUCGGUUUCAUUCUCGAUUGUAACUUCAAAAAGUCUGGACUGUUUCGUGUACGAAAUUUGGGUGGCCUUAAGGCCCAUUUCGGUUUAGGUUUCAGUCUGGGGGACGAGCUGGGCUUUCCGGAAUCGCUGGGCAACACGGAGAGUGACCGCCGACGGGCCAUUAGCUACAAAAACGGAGCACCUCCCGACUUGGUGGGCGUACUUCCAUCCAACCAGCAACAGGUCAAUCCACCCGUGCAACAUCCAUUGCCAGAGAAACGGAUAAGUUCACGGUCCACCGGAGCAGCGCCGUACAACCUGCAGCAAGUGCAACAGCAGCAGCAACUUCAACUCCAGCAGCAGAAACUGCAGCAACAGCAGUUGCAGCAGCAGUUAAAGCUGAAGCAGCUGCUGCUUUUGCAACAACAACAGCAACAGCAGCAACAGCUAAUGACCGAGGCUCGUCCAUUGCCAUUGGGUGUUCCUGCCUUCCGACCCAUUCCCCAGAAGCAACUGGCCGCCACACAGCCCUCUGCUCCGAGUUCGACGCCUGCGGAGAGACGGGUAGCAGUGGACACCCCGGAGCCCCGGGUCAGUGUCAACAACAAGCUAGUAAGCUCCAUAGAUCAGCCGCACUCGAAUCGCACAUUUCACGUGGCCAACCCGGUGGUGUCCCAACCAGUGGCCGUGCCGGUGUUCCAAGCGAUGCCCCAAUCCAUCGCCAGGAUCGCCAAUGUUGGUAAGGAGCACCGAACGGUGUCCAGUCACCCGAAUUACCUUCAGUUCGAGGAGCCCAAGUUCGACCUGAAGGAUGUUACCGUUGAGGAACUGGCCGCCGCUGCUAACGUAACAGUGGACACCAUCAAGCACGCCAUUUACGUCCGGGAGCAGCAGCUAAAGGCCGAACACCGGGCCCAGUUGGCGGCCAAGCUGAGGGAAGAAUUUAUGCGCACCUCCACUGUAAGGACUACGACUACGACGACCACAACGACAACCACUACACCGCGCCCACAAAAGUCGCUGGCGGAGCACAAGGUGUCCAAGGUAAUGAAUGCCCCCAAGGAGUACUAUCCCGUGGGCUACGAUAAGAACUUUGACGACAACUUCAAAUCCAAGGUGGACCUGCCACCUACGAGCUUCUCCUGCGCUAAACAAAAACACUUUCCAGGUCUCUAUGCUGACACCGAUCUUGGCUGCAUGGUAUUCCACGUAUGCGCCCUAACCGAUGACGGCAUGGUCCGGAAGUCGUUCCUUUGCCCGGAGAACACACUCUUCGACCAGACGAUCCUAAAGUGCAACUGGUGGUUCUACGUGGACUGCAGCUCUAGCACCAGCGUCUACGACUCCAACAUUCCCAUCUCAAAGAGCUAUCAGCUGAUGAAGUCGCUCACCUAUUUCUCCAAGUACGCUGGCGGCCAGAGGCACGAGCAGGAUGGAGACAAGGACGAGAAUGCGCUGGACAUCGAUUCGCUGCGGGAGUCGAUGGAGGGCGUGGCACGGCGCCAGGAGCAGGCCAAGAAGGCGGAGCUGAGGGAGGAGGAGCAGCGCAGCCUGCCCAAGGAGGACCAUGAGCACGUGGUGCCCGCGGAGGCAGAGCAGCAGCUAUCCAACUAGGCUUCACUAGGCCCAUCCCAACGCUAUCUGAGAUCUAGGUUAAGAGUUCACGAUCGAGCGUCUCUGGUCGACUAGCCGUACGUAGUCAAGUCCUUUGCUGAAGUCAACGGUUUUCACACUCAUCACUGAGAAAAACUAUUCCCGUAACUGAUUAACAAUUCGGAUCAUAUGUAUACCGAUUCAAGGACGCCUACUUGGGCGCUUC